GGGAGACCUGCCCUCGCCGCUUGCCCCUCGCUCCGCCGCAGCGGACCGUCUACGGGCCCGUCUCUUCCCUCCUGUCCUCUCCCGGCCGCGGGCGGGACCGGGCGGAGCCGGCGGCCCGGGCGCGGCCCCUGACCAUGGCGUCGCUAUUCAAGAAGAAAACCGUGGACGAUGUAAUAAAAGAACAGAAUCGAGAAUUACGAGGUACGCAGAGAGCUAUAAUCAGAGAUCGAGCAGCUUUAGAGAAACAAGAAAAACAGCUGGAAUUAGAAAUUAAGAAAAUGGCUAAGAUUGGUAAUAAAGAAGCUUGCAGAGUUUUAGCCAAGCAGCUUGUACAUCUACGGAAACAGAAAACAAGAACUUUUGCUGUAAGUUCAAAAGUCACUUCUAUGUCGACACAAACAAAAGUGAUGAAUUCCCAGAUGAAGAUGGCAGGAGCAAUGUCUACUACAGCCAAAACAAUGCAAGCAGUUAACAAGAAGAUGGAUCCACAGAAGACAUUACAAACAAUGCAGAAUUUCCAGAAGGAAAACAUGAAAAUGGAAAUGACUGAAGAAAUGAUCAAUGACACACUGGAUGACAUCUUUGAUGGCUCUGAUGAUGAAGAAGAAAGCCAAGAUAUUGUGAAUCAAGUUCUUGAUGAGAUAGGAAUUGAAAUCUCUGGAAAGAUGGCCAAAGCUCCAUCAGCUGCCCGAAGCUUACCAUCUGCCUCUACUUCAAAGGCUACAAUCUCCGAUGAAGAGAUUGAACGGCAACUCAAAGCUUUAGGAGUAGACUAGUGAGAAAAACCAUAAUAUUUUACUUACUUAUGGUUAUUUAGUAUAAACCAGGCACAGUGCAGAUUCCUUUUACAAAACACAUUUAUUUGCAAAAAUGAAGACCAUCAGCAAUCAGUUGUUUCCUAACCCAUGGCUGUUUUUGAGUCUUUUACCAAAGAAUGACAAGGAUGCAAAAAUGGGAACAGUUUGGAUUUUAAUUAGAACUAUUUAGGAGUGAUGAUGUGUAAAAAGUUGACUUCUUUUCUGCAUGGCAUAGAGAAAUUAUAUUCAUUACUUACUGUUUAUGUUCUGUGUUUUUACACUGAAAAAAAUCUCAUUAAAUGCCACUUAGCACCAACUAAAGAGACUUGUAAAAAUAUUAAAAAUAUAUCAUUAAUUCUGUAUCUGUUGCUUGUCCUUUGUAAAAGUGAUAUGUGUUAUGACCUUAGGCAGUUCAGCUGCCAAAUUAUUUUUAAAUGAUCCAAAAGAAGAGUGCUAUUUAAACAUCUAUCUUAAAAACUGUCAUGAGCUUUUCUUUUCUUUUUUUUUUUUCCUUUGGGAGAACAUUCUAGUUGGUAAGUUUAUUACCUUUAAAAAUGUACUUGGCACCUGCCUUAAACAGCACAAACCUAUUGUACAAAUCUUUAAAUUAUUUUAACUGACAGAAAAGAAUUACAUUUUAAACCAAAAUUAAGGCCUCUUAGAAAAAUUGUCCUGGUUUUCUUUUGUAAGGCUUGUAAAAGUGAAUUGAAUGAAAUAUAAUUAGCAAAAAUGGACACUGAAUUAAUAACAUUUUAUAGUAAUAAGACUGUAUUUUGGUCUUCCAAGAACUGAGAAAAUAUUUCCAUAUGAGGUAUAAUUUAAUCUGUGUUUAAUUUUGAUCUUCAGUAAUGUAAAUAUUGAACCCUGUAAAUGGAAGCCUUCCUUCUUAGUUUAACACUACUAUGACAAUACUUGACCUAAAUUUUAAAAUAAAAACUAACAUUUUUUUUCUUUGUAAAUAAACUACAACUUUGUCAGAAAUUACUGUCUAAAUGUGUAUUAAUGUAUUAGCAGUAUUUCUUAAGGUGAAGUUGCUACGGUAUUUAAUGUUAUGUAUAGGAAGUGAGAAAAAAUGAAAUGGCAGAUUAGUCAGAGAUAGAAUUUAGGAUUAGGUUAGUUUUAAAAAGUUACGUCAUAAUACAUGAGUUCUAGCAUAUGUCAACAUAAAAACCAUGCAGGAAAUCAGAUAGGUAUAACCAGCUUCCGAUGAUGGACACAUUCGUUCUGAUAUCGACAGUGUAAAUGCAUGUUAGGACUAGCAUACACGUGGCACGUGGAUCGGUGGGAGGAAUGAAAAAUUCAGUUACGUAGUUGAUGAUUUCUGAGCCACCAUACGAUGAAAGAUGAGGUUGCACUGUCGAUAGCAUUAAACAGUUUCCUCAUCAUUGAUAAGUCAUAACAUGUUCCUGGAUUACGGAAUGUUAACCCAGAACUUGUGUUGAUUCUUGGAUGUACAUGAUGAUGCCAAUUAACUUUAUUUACUUUCUUGUUUACAUGUGGGGGCUUUUGUUUUUAAAAAUUAUUUUGUUAGAAAAAUUCCAAUAAAGAUUUAUUGCUGUUA
Messenger RNA from Nyctereutes procyonoides (raccoon dog), 2358 nucleotides. It is a transcript of the gene CHMP2B, whose product is annotated as charged multivesicular body protein 2B. The coding region runs from base 135 to 776 and encodes 213 amino acids. The record is from RefSeq and is a predicted model, not a curated record. The transcript is spliced from 6 exons. Gene Ontology annotation, biological process: protein transport; endosome transport via multivesicular body sorting pathway; late endosome to vacuole transport. Lineage: Eukaryota; Metazoa; Chordata; Mammalia; Carnivora; Canidae. Gene Ontology annotation, cellular component: ESCRT III complex; multivesicular body.